AUGACAAAGCUUGGAGGAUCCAGAUGGUCACUCAAUGGUUUGGUAGAUCUUGUCACAGGCGGCACUUAUGAAAUUGGGCAUGCAAUUGUGGAGGAGCUUGUUGAACUUGGUGCAAAAGUGUACACAUGUUCAAGGGAAGAAACUAAGCUCAAUGAAUGUUUACAACAGUGGUCUGCCAAAGACCUUCAAGUAGAUGGAUGUGUUUGUGAUUUAUCUUCUAGAGAGCAGAGAGUACAACUCAUGGAAAAGGUUUCCUUGAGAUUUGAUGGAAAACUCAACAUUCUUUUGGUAUCAAGAGCCAGUUUCUUGAGGGAUCUGUUGGAGAUGAAUUCUGAAAACAACUUUUCCCAAACAGCUCCUCUUGUCUUUGAUGGUGAGAAUUACCAACUUUGA
Messenger RNA from Capsicum annuum, 393 nucleotides. Its product is annotated as senescence-associated protein 13-like. Gene Ontology annotation, molecular function: oxidoreductase activity. NCBI's taxonomy places the organism in Eukaryota, Viridiplantae, Streptophyta, Magnoliopsida, Solanales, Solanaceae. The record is from RefSeq and is a predicted model, not a curated record. The transcript has 3 exons. The coding region runs from base 1 to 393 and encodes 130 amino acids.